Messenger RNA from Chelonoidis abingdonii (Abingdon island giant tortoise), 1296 nucleotides. The record is from RefSeq and is a predicted model, not a curated record. Lineage: Eukaryota; Metazoa; Chordata; Testudines; Testudinidae.
CCCGCGUCCCAGGGACUGGUGGGGGCCAGUGUUGCAGCAGUCAGUUCUCAACGUUCCGUUUUGAUUUGAAUGUCGGCAUCUUUCAGCUCCCUCCUGCCCCAGCCUUUCACCUUCUCUGGAGGCAGAUUUCCACUGUUUUAUCCUUCAGCAGACGAGUGGGGGUGAAUUUCCAUGGCUAUCACCUAAAGGGAAGAUAACAAAACUGGUGCAGAAUUUAGACUGAUAUCUCCAUAAAUAGUAUUUCCUCUGGACUUGCCCCAAAGCACUCCUUGCCUUCCACUUGUGAAUAGAAACCUUUUGUCUCAUGUAAUGAUUGUCUAAUCUAUGUGUAUUGUUCAUUCCCUCUGGGACACUGGCAAUUGUCUGAAGACAGGAUACUGGGCUAGAUGGAUCUUUGGUUUGACCCAGGAUGGGCGCUCUUGUGUUGCUUAUGUUCUUGGUUGUAUGAACCUAUCCUGGCUAUUAGAGUAGCAGAUGGCUUCAAAAGACCAGUCUCCUGGACCGGUGAAUCCUGGGAAAACUAAUUCCCUUCUUUUAGAGAAUGACAGAAAAACCCAUUUCCUCCUUCUUUCUAUUCCAGGCUUCGUUUUUUUUUCCCAAAGACUCGCCUCUAGGGAGCACAGAGAGAACCAUGUGCACAAAGUGCUUGUCCAACCUGCAGCAAUGGAGGCCUGCUGUGACUUCAGCCAGCAAGAACAGGCCUUGCCAGAGAAGCCCCACAGAAGGAAAUGCUCAUGGUCCAUCCUGUCAGCCAUGAAAAGACUCUGUGUCUGUAGCCAAUCUGACACCUCCAUGGCAGAUAGGGAUGACGAGAGAUCAAUUUCCUCACAAAGAAGGUGGACGCACUUGUCUUGGAAGAAGAUAGCAGCUGAGAACCAGGUGGAGUCAGAGGAGGUGAAGCUGCAGGAUGAUACAGGAAAAGUUGAACUGGAUCCUACAGGGAUGAAGAAGGAGGCAUCUGAGUCGCAGGGGAAGUGGGAAAAAGGGAGCCCAGAAGAGCAGGAAGAAGAGCGCACUCCCACCCCCUCAUUACCAAGCAGCUCCCAUAUGACCAUGGUAAUGACACUUUGUGACUGUGCUAAUGGAAAGCAUCCCCUGCUGUGUGUAUUAAUAUCUCCUGGAGCUGGGAUCUCGGACAGGAGACCUACCUCCCCCUUGCUCAGGGAGCUGAAAAGAAACACUCUUCAAGUGUGAUCGACUCCAGCCAGGCUUUACCAGUUUCUCUGGAUUGUUUGAACGAGGCCUAGGUUGACAAAGGGGUUCAGGCACCUCAAGAAGUACAGAGGUGCUUAGUGG